AUCUAGAUCCCGUUAUUGUCGACCCACCGCUUAAACGUCCUCAACCUCUUCUACAACCGCCGUGACAGUAACGGGUGCCAAAUACUACGCUACCGCUACCCUAGAUACCUCUUAACCUAAAUGGCAGCCCUACUACAUCGCUUAGUGCCCGUAUGGUUGCUGCCGCUACUAGUGGCCCGGACAAUUCUAGCCGUACCGGCACAUCCUAUGAUAACACCAGCUCCAGAUAUAAGAGAUCGAGUUGCAGCACGCGAUUUCGACCCAGGCAAUUAUAUAAACAGCGUCUUAAGUGGUCUUGGGAGUGAUGUGUCAAGUUAUGAAGCAUCCGGUGUGCCUCAAUUCUUCCAAGACUUUCCUAGUGGAACAGCCGUGGAAAGUUCUUUGGGUAUAAAAGAUUCAGACCUUGCCGCUACACCGACCCAAGUUUUAAACAUUCCGGCAUAUGCUAAUUGGACCGACGACGGAUGGAAUGUCCGCGUUCAUGGCAAUGUGUAUAAGCAGCCAAAUAUCUCGGAAAGUAAACUCAAUAGCCUAGCCAAUGUAUUCCUUGUCGGUACAGACAUAGAGGACCUCCCUCAGGCACAGCAGACUCAAGCUCGCAACUUGACGGCGGAAAUAUUCGUCGUUCAACAAGGGGAUGUAAAUGUUACCGUCAACUUUGAAAACGAUGUCGAUGUUGACCCAGAUGCAAGCGGCGGCGUAAUUAACGCCAAAGGGGGCACGCAGUCUCUUCAACUUCCGUACUCAACCACCGUCGAAGGCGACUUCGACGCAUUUAUCAAGCUUAAAAACACAACUGGUCCAAACGGCGGGCACCUGAUGGCCGGCAACGCGACUUCAUCCAUCCAAGCACUCAAUAUGUACACCAAUGGGACCGACACAGGAAACGCAACGGCCUACCUCGUUCCGCCGACGGGUUUCACGAUCAUUUCCGAUAUUGAUGAUAUUCUUCGUGUCACCAAGAUCUACGACCCAAAAGAAGGUCUAUUGAACUCGUUCGCUAGGGCAUUCACACCGUGGAUGAACAUGCCGGAGAUCUAUGCGAAUUGGUCCGCCACGAUACCGAACUUUCACUUUCAUUAUCUCACCACGACGCCGGAGCAGAUCACGAGAAACUACAUGGAGUUCAUCUACAAGACCUACCCCCUAGGCUCCUUCGAUACGCGACCACUCAACUUCUCCGACGUAUCCGCGACGCUAUCGAUCCGUAGAGCGCUACUAGACAAGAUCUUCCAGACCUUCCCGGAGCGCAAGUUCGUGCUCGUUGCUGAUACAUCUAAUUCGGAUGUCAUGAAGGAUUAUCCUCAGAUGGUACACGAUUACCCGGGUCAAGUCCAGUGUAUCUUCCUACGCAACACAACUGCGACGGACUCUUCCGACUUAUUCCCGUAUGAUACUUCAGGGUUUAAGGACAUAGAUCAACGCCAGUACAUGUUCUUCGUAACGCCUGAUGAUCUGAGGGACGUGGAUAUCGUCGGUGGGAACUGCUAUAACCCGGCCGUGGUGCAGAACGUGACAUUCGGGUAUCAGGGUCGUGGGUUCGGCAACGCUGGGUCUUUGAUAAAGUGGAAUUUGAGUUGGAGUUGGUUCUCGGUAGCGGUUGCUAUGUGCUUGUUGUUCUGAUAUGGGACUUGCGGUUUCGGUUGGUUGGCUCGGCGUCAAGGUAAAACUUUGGGAUACUACUAGGCUAGAAGGUUAACGAUAGGUAAUAGCCCAUGCUAUCACGAUAAUAUUCGAAGGUAUAAAAAAGGAGCAUCUUCUUAUCGUUGGGCUAUUCAUCAUGGUAGACGCGGACGGUUCAGUUGGGAUGGAAAAGAUGUAGCCUAUCACCUCUUUCUUAGACGGACCUAAUUAUAGAGAAAAAUGUCAAGAGGCCAAUGACAUUCCCCAGUAUGCUUUAUAUAUUUACAAUAGCGUGUGGUUGCUAGGCGCUAGGUAUCUUGUC
Hypoxylon trugodes is the source of this 1945-nucleotide messenger RNA. RefSeq lists its product as uncharacterized. Gene Ontology annotation, cellular component: actin cortical patch. NCBI's taxonomy places the organism in Eukaryota, Fungi, Ascomycota, Sordariomycetes, Xylariales, Hypoxylaceae. The transcript has 4 exons. The record is from RefSeq and is a predicted model, not a curated record. Gene Ontology annotation, molecular function: phosphatidate phosphatase activity. The coding region runs from base 121 to 1623 and encodes 500 amino acids.